UUACCGUUGAUCUCCAUCGUGAUUCUGUUUUCACCGUCUGUUCCCUCAAUCUAUUUCUGUUUUGCGUCGCUGCCGGGACGAUAAGCUUUCUCGUUUUGAUACAUUUUCGCAGGUAACUCCUGCAAACUUUGGAGCAUGCUGAAGUGUUUCCUGCAGGCUCUGCUUUUUCUGGGAAAGCCGACAUUAGAGCUGUAAUCUGGCAGUGAGCUGCUGAGUGUGAUGUGAGCUGCACCGCGGACUAACUUUUUGUACCAUGGUAAACCUGGAUUACCUUUCCCUGCUAACGGAGUUUUGAAGCGCGUUCUACCCACGGCAGUGAGCGCCUAGUGGGGAUGUGAUGUGAUGCCUCGGGUUACUGUUUGAAAGUUGGCACCUAAAAUAAAAACCUAAAUCCGGGUGGACAUAAAAUGCAGAAGGGCGUGCGGUACAACGAGGGCCACGCUCUGUUUCUGUCUGUGGUUGCCCGUAAAGAGGGCUCAAAGCGCGGCUUCCUGAGCAAGAAGACCACGGAGAACAGCCGCUGGACCGAGAAGUACUUUGCCCUCUACCAGAACGUGCUCUUCUACUUCGAGAACGACCAAAGCUCGAGACCCUCCGGGAUAUACCUGCUGGAGGGAUGCACGUGCGAGCGGGCACCUGCACCCAAAGUCUCCGCCAUCAGCAAGGAGCCGGUGGAGAAACAGCAGCACUACUUCCUGGUGGUUUUUGGCCACGAUGGACAGAAACCUCUGGAGCUGCGGACGGAGGAAGAGUCCGACUGCAACGAGUGGGUGGAGUCUGUGCAGCAGGCCAGUUACUCUGACAUCAUCAUCGAGCGUGAGAUCCUGAUGCAGAAGUACAUCCACCUGGUGCAAAUCAUGGAGACGGAGAAGAUCGCAGCCAAUCAGCUCCGCACUCAGCUGGAGGACCAGGACACGGAGAUCGAGAGGCUCAAAGCUGAGAUUGUUAUGAUGAACAAAACCAAGGAGAGGAUGCAGCCUUACCACAACAACCAAGAGGAGGAAGACCCAGAUAUUAAAAAGAUCAAAAAGGUUCAGAGCUUCAUGCGAGGCUGGCUGUGUCGGAGGAAGUGGAAGAUCAUCGUCCAGGACUACAUCUCCUCCCCUCACGCUGAGAGCAUGAGGAAGAGGAACCAGAUCGUCUUCAACAUGGUGGAGGCAGAGACAGAGUACGUCCACCAGCUCUCCAUCCUCGUCAACUGUUUCCUGCGGCCGCUCCGCAUGGCGGCCAGCUCCAAGAAACCUCCCAUCAGCCACGAUAACGUCAGCACCAUCUUCCUAAACAGUGAGACCAUCAUGUUUUUGCACGAGAUCUUCCAUCAAGGUCUGAAUGCUCGGAUCGCCAACUGGCCCACUCUAGUUCUUGCGGACCUGUUUGACAUCCUGCUGCCGAUGCUGAACAUCUACCAGGAGUUUGUGCGUAACCACCAGUACAGCCUGCAGGUUCUGGCUACCUGUAAGCAGAACAGAGACUUCGACAAGCUGCUCAAACAGUACGAGUCCAACGCUGCCUGUGAGGGCCGCAUGCUGGAGACCUUCCUCACCUACCCCAUGUUCCAGAUUCCACGGUACAUCAUCACUCUUCAUGAGCUGCUGGCUCACACACCUCAUGAGCAUGUGGAGCGAAAGAGUCUGGAGUUUGCCAAAUCCAAACUGGAGGAGCUGUCGAAGAUGAUGCACGAUGAGGUGAGCGACACUGAGAACAUCAGGAAGAAUCUGGCCAUAGAGAGGAUGAUUGUAGAGGGCUGUGACAUCCUUUUAGACACCAGUCAGACUUUUGUCAGACAAGGCUCUCUCAUCCAGCUGCCGUCCAGCAGCGAGCGGGGGAUGCUCAGUAAAGUCCGCCUGGGCUCCCUCUCUCUAAGGAAGGAAGGAGAGCGCCAGUGUUUCCUCUUCACCAAACACUUCCUCAUCUGUACACGAACAUCUGGAGGAAAGCUUCACCUGCUGAAGCAAGGAGGCACGUUGUCUCUGAUAGAGUGCACCCUAAUUGAAGAACUAGAGGCCAAUGAUGAGGACUACAAUGCAGCAGGUCAAGGCUUCAACCACCUGGAGUUUAAGGUCGUGGUGGAGCCUCCUGACGGUCAGGCCUUCUCUGUCGUCCUCUUGGCUCCUUCACGCCAAGAAAAGGCCGCCUGGACCAGUGAUAUCAGCCAGUGCAUCGAUAAUAUCCGAUGUAACGGCCUGAUGACCAGCGUCUUUGAGGAGAACUCCAAAGUAUCGGUGCCGCACAUGAUCAAAUCCGAUGCCCGUCUGCAUAAAGACGACAUCGACAUCUGCUUCAGUAAGACCCUGAACUCCUGUAAGGUCCCUCAGAUCCGGUAUGCCAGCGUGGAGCGGCUGCUGGAGCGACUCACUGACCUGCGCUUCCUCUCCAUCGACUUCCUGAACACCUUCCUCCACACCUACAGGAUCUUCACCACGGCGGCCGUCGUCAUCGACAAGCUGGCCGACAUCUACAGGAAGCCGUUCACCUCCAUACCUGUCAGGAUCGAGCGGCUUUCAUGUGACCGUCUGUCCAUCAUGUCCCUCUGUCCUGACUACAGUCUGAAGAUCACACAGCUGGCCCUGGACCAGUCCAAGUCUCUGGAGCUCUUCUUCGCCACCAACCAGGGCUCAUGGGGGACGGACCCUCUGAACAACAAAUCCCCGAGGCUGAUCCGCAAGUUUUCCUCUCCUCCGCCCCUCAUCCUCUCCUCCCGCACCUCCUCCCCCGUCCACUGCCGCAAGCUCUCCCUCAAUUGCCCCAUCAGUGGAAAACCAGGAGUCUUGGAUAUGUCCCCCACCUCUUCUGCAGCCAACUCCCCCACCUUCAGUCACUGCCCCUCCAUCUCCUCCCCUCCUCCCAACUCACCCAGGCCUACCUCUGGCUUUUUCUCCUCUCUGCCCACCGCCCCGCGCUCUCCCAGCCUCCCCCAUGCCUCUGGAGUUUCCUCCCCGCCCCCCACCUCCACCAAGGCCCCCAUGGACUUCAGCCGCGGUCCCGGGUCCCCAGAGCCGAGCCCAGCUGCCGGGGAGGACGUCAGCGGAGAGCUGCCUCGCUUAGACGCCUUCUGUGGGAAGCUGAGGCGCAGCAUCCGCAGGGUUGUCCUGGAGUCAGUUUCUAUGGACAAGUUUCUCCCUGAAACACCGGCCAGCAGCGAGCCGGGCGACAUGUCUCCCUGUCGCUCGCCUUCAACCCCGAGACACCUCCGCUUCAGACAGUCAGGAGUCACACCCGGGGAUAACUCGCGCUGCCCGUUGUCGCCAGCUUCAGCGUUUGCAAUCGCCACAGCUGCUGCGGGGCAUAGCAGCACCCCGAGUUUUAGUAAUUCUGACAAAGUCUGUGACAAGGAAUUCAUCAUCCGGAGAGCUGCGACCAACAGAGUUCUCAACGUGCUGCGACACUGGAUUUCCAAGCACUCUCAGGACUUUGAAAUGAACAUUGAGCUGAAGAUGGGGGUGAUCAAUCUGCUGGAGGAGGUGCUGCGAGACCCUGACCUGCUGCCUCAGGAGAGGAAAGCAACAUCAAACAUUUUAAGUGCACUUUCUCAAGAAGAACAAGAUGAUGCUCAGCUGAAGAUAGAGGACAUAUUACAGAUGGCCGAGAGUCCUAAAGCGGAGUGUUUUGAGUCCCUCUCAGCCAUGGAGCUUGCAGAGCAGAUCACAAUGCUGGACCACAUCGUGUUCAGGAGUAUUCCCUACGAGGAGUUCCUCGGUCAGGGCUGGAUGAAGGUCGACAAAACAGAGAGGACUCCGUACAUCAUGAAGACCAGCCAGCAUUUCAAUGAUAUGAGUAACCUGGUGGCGUCUCAGAUCAUGGCCCACACUGACGUUGGCUCCCGAGCUAACUCCAUAGAGAAGUGGCUGGCAGUGGCCGAUAUCUGCCGCUGCCUCAACAACUACAACGGCGUGCUGGAGAUCACCUCGGCUCUGAACCGCAGCCCCAUCUACAGGCUGAAGAAGACCUGGGCCAAAGUCUGCAAACAGACAAAGGCGCUCAUGGACAGGCUGCAGAAGACUGUGUCAACGGAUGGACGGUUCAAGAAUCUCAGAGAGACACUGAAAAACUGUAACCCUCCAUGUGUUCCGUACCUGGGCAUGUACCUCACUGACCUGGCUUUCAUUGAGGAGGGAACACCCAACUUCACAGAGGAAGGCCUGGUUAACUUCUCCAAAAUGAGGAUGAUUUCUCAUAUUAUCCGGGAGAUUCGUCAGUUUCAGCAAGCACCUUACAGGAUAGAGCACCAGCCCAAGGUGACUCAGUUCCUCCUGGAUAAGACACUAGUGAUGGAUGAAGAUACCCUCUAUGAUCUCUCGCUGAAGAUCGAACCCCGAGUACCCCCUGGCUAACUUCAUUACACACAAACAUAUUCUCUUUACAAUAUUAACUAUAAUUAAACACAACUUGAGUUUCUUUCUUAAUGGCGGGGGUCGUUUCAUAAAACACCCCGAGUUAUUGUGCUAAGGAAACUCGGGAGAAAAUGUGCCUUGUUGUGUAAAUAUCUGAUGUGUAUAGUAAACAGAAUGAACUGUAUAACAUACACAACUCUGCCAUACAAUCGUACAGUUAUGACUGUAGAAACAACCAUGUUAACUACUUAAACAUGGCACUAGAAAUUAACAUGUUGCUGCUAUCACGUUGUAAAUACUAAACAACCUGCCUCUGUAGUCUUGCACAUAAACAUUGUUAGAUGAUUUUUAGAUGAUUUGUAUGAUAAUGGCCAGAUUAAUCUGCUCAGUCCCCGGGUAUCAUUUUGUGCAGCAUUUACACAGAAUACAUCAAAGUAACUUGAUGCUGUGUUCAAAGACAUGUUGCUCACUGGGAGCAAACAGUCCCUUGUUUGGCCACUUGGGGCAGCAGAACAAGCUGGAAACAUGAUUAUGAAUUUUUACUUUGAGCUCUGUUUUGGUCUCCACCAACUCUUUAGAGGAAUAUCAGUUAAAAAGCUUCACUUUCCCAACAAGCUUUUCUUAAAAUGUGUGUGUUUGCUACACAGUGUUUUUUAUAUAGAGAUUAAAAAAAAAAAAAGAUCAAAAAACAG
Molecule: messenger RNA, 5023 nt
Organism: Trematomus bernacchii (emerald rockcod)
Lineage: Eukaryota; Metazoa; Chordata; Actinopteri; Perciformes; Nototheniidae
Gene: rasgrf2a
Product: Ras protein-specific guanine nucleotide-releasing factor 2a
Exons: 28
Coding region: 408-4331 (1307 amino acids)
Biological process (GO): positive regulation of GTPase activity; Ras protein signal transduction
Cellular component (GO): plasma membrane
Molecular function (GO): guanyl-nucleotide exchange factor activity; protein binding
Source: RefSeq, a predicted model, not a curated record